AUGGAGAGCGGCGGCGGCGGGACCCCCCCGGCCGGGGCGCUUGCGGGGGCGGUGGGCGAGCGCCCUCCGUGGCCGCUGCCGCCCGGGAGCGAGGGCGCGGCCGGGGCGGCGGAGCCCGACGGGGCGGCGGAGCCCGACGGGGCGGCGGAGGGCGCGGCGUGCGACGGCGGCGGGUCGCGGCGGCCGCUGCGGGCAGUGUACGUGCGCGGCGACAGCUCCCACGGCGGCGCGGCCGGCGGCUCUGAGGCGGGGGCGCGCCAGUGUCUGCUGCGGGCCUGCGAGGCCGAGGGUGCCCACCUCACCUCCGUGCCCUUCGGGGAGCUCGACUUCGGGGAGACGGCCGUGCUCGACGCCUUCUACGACGCAGAUGUUGCUGUGGUGGACAUGAGUGAUGUCUCCAGACAGCCUUCCCUCUUCUACCAUCUUGGAGUCCGUGAAAGCUUUGACAUGGCCAAUAAUGUGAUCCUGUACCACGACACCGAUGCCAACACCGCUCUUUCAUUGAAGGAUAUGGUAACUCAAAAAAACACAGCAUCUAGUGGAAAUGAUUAUUUCAUCCCCUACAUCGUGACUCCGUGCGCGGAUUAUUUUUGCUGUGAGAGUGACGCCCAGAGGCGAGCCUCGGAGUACAUGCAGCCCAACUGGGACACACUCCUGGGCCCACUGUGCCAGCCCCUGGUGGACAGGUUCAUCAGCCUCCUCAAGGACAUCCACGUGACCUCAUGUGCUUAUUACAAAGAAACCUUGUUAAAUGACAUCCGGAAAGCCAGAGAGAAAUACCAGGGCGAUGAACUGGCGAAGGAGCUGGCUCGGAUCAAACUCCGCAUGGACAAUACAGAGGUUCUGACCUCAGACAUCAUCAUUAAUUUACUCUUGUCCUACCGUGAUAUCCAGGACUAUGAUGCGAUGGUGAAGCUGGUUGAAACACUGGAGAUGCUGCCUACGUGUGAUUUGGCCGAUCAGCAUAAUAUUAAAUUCCACUAUGUAUUUGCACUGAAUCGGAGAAACAGCUCAGGUGACCGUGAGAAGGCUCUUCAGGUCAUGCUUCAGGUUCUGCAGAGCUGUGAUCACCCAGCCCCUGACAUGUUCUGCCUGUGCGGGAGGAUCUACAAGGACAUCUUCUUGGAUUCAGACUGCAAAGAUGAUGCCAGCCGAGACAGUGCCAUUGAGUGGUAUCGCAAAGGGUUUGAGCUCCAGUCAUCUCUUUAUUCGGGAAUUAACCUUGCGGUUUUGCUGAUAGUUGCUGGACAGCAGUUUGAAACUUCCAUGGAACUAAGGAAAAUAGGUGUCCGGCUGAACAGUUUGUUGGGAAGAAAAGGAAGCUUAGAGAAAAUGAACAAUUACUGGGAUGUGGGCCAGUUCUUCAACGUCAGCAUGUUGGCCAGUGACGUCGGGAAGGCCGUCCAAGCAGCAGAGAGGUUGUUCAAAUUGAAACCUCCAGUCUGGUACUUGAGAUCAUUAGUUCAGAACUUGUUAUUAAUUCGGCGCUUCAAGAAAACUAUUAUUGAACAUUCACCCAGGCAAGAACGGCUUAACUUCUGGUUAGAUAUAAUUUUUGAGGCAACAAGUGAAGUUACUAAUGGACUCAGAUUUCCAGUUCUGGUGAUAGAGCCAACCAGAAUCUACCAGCCUUCCUAUGUGUCUAUAAACAGUGAAGCAGAGGAGAGGACAGUUUCUUUAUGGCAUGUCUCCCCCACGGAAAUGAAACAAAUCCACGAAUGGAAUUUUACAGCCUCUUCCAUUAAGGGAAUAAGCUUAUCCAAGUUUGAUGAACGGUGUUGUUUUCUUUAUGUCCAUGAUAAUUCUGAUGACUUUCAAAUCUACUUUUCCAGCGAAGACCAGUGUAGUAGGUUUUGCUCUUUGGUCAGAGAGAUGAUAACCAAUGCAGUGGGCAGUGCAGUGGAGCUGGAGGGGGAGACCGAUGGAGACACCCUAGAGUAUGAGUAUGACCAUGACGCAAAUGGCGAGAGAGUUGUGUUGGGGAAAGGCACGUACGGGAUUGUGUAUGCCGGCCGGGACCUGAGCAAUCAAGUGCGAAUAGCCAUCAAAGAAGUCCCCGAAAGAGACAGCAGAUACUCUCAGCCUCUGCACGAGGAGAUCGCCCUGCACAAGCACCUGAAGCACCGCAGUAUUGUGCGGUACCUGGGUUCUGUCUCGGAGGACGGCUACAUUAAGAUAUUUAUGGAGCAGGUGCCUGGAGGAAGCCUUUCUGCCCUUUUGCGAUCCAAAUGGGGGCCGAUGAAGGAAUCCACUAUCAAGUUUUAUACCAAACAGAUCCUGGAAGGCCUUAAGUAUCUCCAUGAAAACCAGAUCGUGCACAGAGACAUAAAGGGCGAUAAUGUUCUGGUAAACACCUACAGUGGCGUGGUGAAAAUCUCCGAUUUUGGAACCUCUAAACGUCUUGCAGGAGUGAAUCCUUGCACAGAGACUUUUGCAGGCACUCUGCAGUACAUGGCACCUGAGAUCAUCAAUCAAGGACCUCGCGGGUAUGGUGCCCCAGCUGAUAUCUGGUCCCUGGGCUGCACCAUCAUUGAGAUGGCCACCAGCAGGCCCCCAUUCCAUGAGCUUGGCGAGCCGCAGGCAGCGAUGUUCAAAGUGGGGAUGUUUAAGAUCCACCCUGAGAUUCCUGAAGCCCUGUCAGCUGAAGCCAGAGCCUUCAUUUUAUCCUGUUUUGAGCCUGACCCCCACAAACGGGUCACCGCUGCUGAUCUGCUCAGAGAGUGCUUCUUAAGGCAGGUGAACAAGGGCAAGAAGAACCGAAUCGCUUUCAAGCCCUCAGAGGGUGCUCGGGGUGCCCUCCUGGCCCUGCCCACGCCUGGGGAGUCCAUGGGCAGCAGCAGCAGCGAGCACGGUUCCAUCUCCCCAGACUCCGACGCCCAGCCUGACGCGUUCUUUGAGAAAGCCCAGGUGCCCAAGCACCAGCUCAGCCACCUUCUCAGUGUUCCUGAUGAGAGCUCGGCCUCAGAAGACCGGAGCACGGCCUCGUCCCCAGAAGACAGGGACCCAGGCCUCUUCCUGCUGCGCAAGGACAGUGAGCGCCGCGCUAUCCUGUACAAAAUCCUCUGGGAGGAGCAGAACCAGGUGGCUUCCAACCUGCAGGAGUGUGUGGCCCAGAGUUCAGAAGAGUUGCACCUCUCCAUUGGCCACAUCAAGCAGAUAAUUGGGAUCCUGAGGGACUUCAUCCGCUCCCCAGAGCACAGAGUGAUGGCCUCCACAAUAUCAGAGCUAAAGGUGGACCUGGACUUCGACAGCUCAUCCAUCAAUCAGAUUCACCUGGUGCUGUUCGGCUUUCAGGAUGCUGUAAAUAAAAUUUUGAGGAACCACUUAAUUAGGCCCCACUGGAUGUUCGCAAUGGACAAUAUCAUCUGCCGUGCAGUGCAGGCCGCAGUCACCAUUCUUAUCCCAGAGCUCAGAGCCUACUUUGAGCCUGCCUCUGAGACUGAAGGGGUGGAUAAGGACACGGAUGAAGUGGAAGAGGACUAUCCCCCAGCAGACCUGGCCGGCAGAGAAGCCCAGCCCCACCAGCAGCACCUGAGCCUCCAGCUGGAGAAGCUCAGGCAGGAGACCAACAGACUUUUGGAACACCUAGUUCAAAGAGAGAGAGAGUAUCAGGAUCUUCUACGGCAAAGUCUAGAAGAGAAAACUCAAGAACUGUGUCACCUUCAGUUACAAUUCAAGUCUAAUGAUAUCACAGAGAACCCAGCACUUCCUCACGGGCAGAGAGCAGAUCAAGAGCUUAUGGACUGGUUGCAACUGCAAGGAGCGGAUGCAAACACAAUUGCAAAGAUUGUCGGAGAGGGUUACACACUUUCUCAUAUUCUUAAUGAUAUCACUAAGGAAGAUCUAAGAUGCCUUCAGCUACGUGGUGGCCUCCUCUGUAGGCUCUGGAAGGCGGUCUCCCAGUACAGAAGACAGGCUCAGGCGUCCAAAGAUUAG
Molecule: messenger RNA, 3936 nt
Organism: Cynocephalus volans (Philippine flying lemur)
Lineage: Eukaryota; Metazoa; Chordata; Mammalia; Dermoptera; Cynocephalidae
Gene: MAP3K15
Product: mitogen-activated protein kinase kinase kinase 15
Exons: 30
Coding region: 1-3936 (1311 amino acids)
Biological process (GO): cellular response to stress; protein phosphorylation; MAPK cascade
Molecular function (GO): ATP binding; MAP kinase kinase kinase activity
Source: RefSeq, a predicted model, not a curated record